CCUGUGGAACGUGUUUAUCUCAAUAAUUAUUAUCAUGAUAAAGACCGUCCUAAAUCCAUCUGCCGCAAAAAUUGCCAUAGGGAAGUUGAAACUCAAAUUCGGCAUUGGAAGCGGAAUUAGCGAGCCCUAUCACCGAGACAGAAGCGGACCAUGACCCCAGCUUGCCGAUUUGAUGCAGAGUCUCCGAUUCAGUUGCUUUGAACUUUAUCCUCACGGAAACCUUCCAAUCAUAGGAAGAGAAAGCACGCUUCGAGACUGUGGAGACCAGCAGAGAUUUGCUUCAUAAGCGCAUCCGAACCAGGUCACAUCACCGCUGGGAGAUCAGAUAAAGGCUUCUAAAAUCCAAAGACCCGGACUCGCCCAUAUCACGGCUCGCCUUUCGUAACCAAAGACAAAACCUGCACUGUUUUUCACCUUUUAUCGAUUAAAACAUUGGAGAGGUGUAAACCCGAAGGAUACAGAGUGACGAAAAAUGGUUUGCGAAGCCUGCAAGACUAUCCCGCCAGUUGUGGCUGAGGGCUAUGUUGAGAAAGGAAAAUGGGAAGACAUCGGAGGAUUGAAGACUUACAUCACUGGUCCCUCGGAUGCCAAAAGCGCGAUCCUAGAUAUCUAUGAUAUCUUUGGGUUUGCACCUCAGACCAUUCAGGGAGCAGAUGCAUUAUCGGCUGCUUUGGGAGUCUUGGUCUUUGUGCCAGAUUUUCUGCAGGGGGAUUAUGCAAAGGGCGAGUGGUUUGCAAACCCGACACCUGAGAAUUUAAAGCUAAAGGGAGAGCUUUUGGGCCGUGCUUCAGCCCUCGAAUCGAAGAUCAAACUCGUCACGCAAUUUGUCAAAGACGUGAAGACCAAGUGGACUGUUGAGAAAUGGGCUGCGCUUGGUCUUUGCUGGGGCGGAAAGGUUGUUGCUCGGACUUCAGGUCCUGACACGCUAUUCCUUGUCUCCGGCCAAGUCCACCCUGGCAGACUUGAUGUUGAAGAUAUCAAGAAGAUUAAGAUUGCUCACAUCAUCCUGGCCUCCAAGGACGAGGAUCCUGCCGAGGUGGCAAAGUGUAAGGAAGUGUUGGAAGGAAAUGCUGGGAAUGGCUUUGUAGAAACUUAUCCUGAGAUGAGUCAUGGAUGGAGUACGUUGAAGCUUUUCAACGUCCGCUCGAAACUGCCAACUUUACUGACACGAGUUAGUGGGUACCAGAGCCAACUUCAGUAACUUUUUGGAAGCUAGCGAAUACGAAAGAGGAUAUAACCAGAUUGCCAAGUUUUUCAGCAAGCAGCUUUAAACGACAUGGGGCCUUCCUUUAGCUCUUAUAGUUCAAUAGAUUCUUUACAAUGAGAGUAUUCUUCAUUAAUGUCUCAAUGUUUGG
Molecule: messenger RNA, 1355 nt
Organism: Cadophora gregata
Lineage: Eukaryota; Fungi; Ascomycota; Leotiomycetes; Helotiales; Ploettnerulaceae
Exons: 5
Coding region: 473-1201 (242 amino acids)
Molecular function (GO): hydrolase activity
Source: RefSeq, a predicted model, not a curated record